Molecule: messenger RNA, 1437 nt
Organism: Vigna umbellata (rice bean)
Lineage: Eukaryota; Viridiplantae; Streptophyta; Magnoliopsida; Fabales; Fabaceae
Biological process (GO): regulation of secondary shoot formation
Cellular component (GO): nucleus
Molecular function (GO): DNA-binding transcription factor activity; sequence-specific DNA binding
Source: RefSeq, a predicted model, not a curated record
CUACCCUCAUCAAUAUGUUCAUUCUUCACCCUCACACAUACGUCUUAAUUACCUCCUCCAAAGGCUUGUAGGGUUACUCCAACACUCAGGAGAGACUGCACUAUGCAAUCUCAAACUUCUGAUACGUUUCCCUCUCACUGUGAAAAUGAAACAAUUUCCUGCUAUGACCCGGCAUUUUACUACACCAGACCCUUUUCCAUUCACUCUGAAAGCAACCCAACAUGGAAACAAGAAAACAACACUGACCUUCCUCCUUUGUCCUUUUUCCACUUUCCUUCUCCUCCCUUUGAAGACUCUCGUAUUUCCCUCCAACAACACCACGAUUUCCUCCUUCCGUUUCACCAUAACCCUCCACCUCAAAACCCCGACCCUCAACCUGUUAGUCUUUCCGUGGAGACUUCUGCUAAGAAGAAUAUCCAAACCCCCAGAAAAAGACUUGGCAAGAGAGAUAGACACAGCAAGAUCAGCACCGCAGGGGGACUGAGGGAUAGGAGAAUGAGACUUUCCCUUGAUGUUGCAAGGAGGUUUUUCGGUUUGCAAGAUAUGCUGGGCUUUGACAAAGCUAGCAAGACCGUGGAGUGGCUGCUGAACCAAGCAAAAGCUGAGAUCAAUCGUCUAGCGAAGGAAAAAAAGAAGCAGAAGAAGAGUGUUCACCGCAGUUGCUGCAGUGCUGGUUCGGAAUGUGAAGAAGGUGUGUCCAGUCUUGAUGAGGUUGCAGGGAGUAGAAACGAAGAAGAAGCAGGAGAAGAGAGAGUGGACAAAGUGAUGAAGAGAAGGGUUAAGCAUUCUAGGAAGAUCGGUGCAUUCCAUCCUCUUGCAAGGGAGUGCAGGGAAAGGGCAAGAGAGAGGGCAAGAGAGAGGACAAGAGAAAAGAUGAGAAGUCGUGGCCUGGCUGAAGAAUCAAAGCCAUGUAGAGAGGAAGAAAAUCAAAAUCUAAUCCAAUUGGGUUCUUGGAAACCCUCAGAAACUGGAGAAGAAUUUGUUACCAAGAGCCACGGUUUGCAUCCUUCCUUGGACGUGAUCAAUGAGGGUAAAGAACACAGCUACCACGCAAAGGAGCAUGAUGAUGAUGAUUCUUUGGUUAUUUUGAGCAAAUGGAGCCCCUCCUUGAUCUUCAAUAACUAUGGAUUCUCUCACGAACACCAAUUUGCAGAAUUUCAGUCCUUGGGAAAGCCAUGGGAGGCCUAGAACAAUCACAUCCCAUAUAUUUGAUGUGCCGACGGAAGUCUGCUAUGUAUUUCUUUACUUUCCUUUCAGAAUUUAACGGAGUAAGGUACUCUCAACAACAUCUAUGAAAAAAAAUUAUAUAAAACGGUUGUAUUUUGAUCUCUAUAACACGUUUCCUUUUCCAUGUUUCUGCUCUGAUCGUAUCUACCUACUUACUCAGUGUCAUGGUACAGAUUCAAUAGUUCGUAUAACGGCCUUGUGCAUGCUUCU